This is a messenger RNA of Bemisia tabaci, 5497 nucleotides long. RefSeq names its product serine/threonine kinase (gene cdi). Gene Ontology annotation, cellular component: nucleus; cytoplasm. Gene Ontology annotation, molecular function: protein serine/threonine kinase activity; ATP binding. Lineage: Eukaryota; Metazoa; Arthropoda; Insecta; Hemiptera; Aleyrodidae. The record is from RefSeq and is a predicted model, not a curated record. Gene Ontology annotation, biological process: protein phosphorylation; actin cytoskeleton organization.
GCAGACUAAUGCCCGUGUCUCGAAGUCGCGAGUGAAUCCAUUUUGUCCGAGCAGACUUAUUUAGAAGUGAUUAGCAAGUCAUCUGCUUCUGUCAAUUAUUUUUCAUGUUUUGUAUUUCUUUCGAUUCGGAGUAUCUUAUCAGUGUCCUUUCAGUUAUCCAUCCCUUCGUCGAGGAAAGUUACUUUUUUCGCCGUCCGCGAUACACCAAGUGACAGAAAAUCGGCCGUGCCUCUGCCAUGGACCAAUUGACUUACCUAUUUUUGUUUUGAUUAGUUACCGCUGAAAAAAUUCAGUUCAUCUCUAAUUUCUACUGUGCAAUGUCGGUGUCGCGCCGUCAUACUAAACUACUCAAAUCAACGCAGCAGUCGGAAGCGGAUUUCUUCACAAUUCAAUUCAAAAUUCGUCCUGGAGUUUCAUAUCAAGUGGAAAAUUUAGGUUACCCUGGACGUUUCUCCCCUUCAGCUAUAAAUUUAUAGCCCACAUUUUUGUGAUAAACCAUAGAAAUUUCUUUCACCUUUAGGAGAGUGAUGAACCCUUUUAAUUUGCUAACACAGACCCAGUGUACAAAUACCUAUGAAGCUUCCAGCAUUCUCGCUUUUGGACUUCAGUUUUUAUCUCGUUAUCAACUAACAUCAUCGACAUUAAAUUACCUAUUCUUUUCUUCAUUGAAUUUGCUUUAGAUACUUCAAUAGUGUUUCUCGAUCUAAUGAACAUGAAGUGGUUUACGUAGUCAUCAUAUAGUUGUAUCUUGAGGCAACUCUAAGUUUUAAAGACUUAAAAACGCUGAAUGAGCCCAGCAAUGAGAGUUGAUACUAUUGAUAGAUAAUGUAUAGUGGUAGUGAUAGUGGUUAUUGUGACACCCCGGAACCAAGCAGCAAUGAUCUUCAGUGCCCAACAUCAAUUGUUGAAACUACGAUGGAAGAUAAAAUUAAGGAUUGUCUCAUGUCAGGGCCAUCUUGUCGAGCACUUCGGCAUGCUGUCAUGGGACUCAACCGCUUGGAUGACUUUUCCUGUGAACACAUUGGAAAUGGAUUUUACUCCAAAGUGUACAAGGUGACCCAUAGGGUAACGGGCCAAGUGAUGGUGCUCAAGAUGAACCAGCUGCGUUCCAACCGAGGCAAUAUGCUGAAAGAGGUGCAAUUAAUGAACCAACUUUCACAUCCUAACAUCUUGGGGUUCAUGGGUGUGUGCGUGCACGAAGGCCAGCUACACGCUUUGACUGAGUACAUAAACGGAGGGAGUCUGGAGCAGCUGAUAGCCAACACGGCCAAGGAGCUCUCGUUCGUGACCAGGAUGAAGUUGGCGCUGGACAUCGCCAGGGGAAUGCAGUACCUUCACUCCAAAGACGUCUUCCACCGAGAUCUCACCUCCAAAAAUGUUCUUAUACGGCAUAAUGAAAAAACAGGUGAAAUGGCAGCUGUCGUUGGGGAUUUCGGUCUUGCUGCAAAAAUCCCAAGGAGCGGUUAUCGUUUGCCCACCGUGGGAUCUCCCUGGUGGAUGUCUCCUGAGUGUCUAAAAGGCCAGUGGUAUGAUCAGAGGAGUGAUGUGUUCAGCUACGGAAUCAUCCUGUGUGAAAUAAUAGCCUGCGUGAAUGCCGAUCCUGAUAUUCUUCCUCGAACUCAAAAUUUUGGUUUGGAUUAUUUGGCCAUGGUAGAACUUUGCUCGCAGAAUGUUCCAGUGGCACCCCCAGAGUUCCUUAAAUUAGCUUUCUCUUGUUGUAAUUUUGAACCAAAGAACCGUCCUACAUUCAACGAUAUCGUAGCAAUGUUAGAAAAAAUAAUAGUCAGCUUAUCAACUCCAGAGCCAGGAAUCGGUCUUUUGGUUGAAGCCCGGAGUGAAGAGUGUUUGCUUGACCAGCACUUGUCUCACACCGUCACUACACCCAACAAACAAUCUAAACAUAGAAAACUCCAUCGCAGAUCAUUAUCUGAGGAUGUCGGCACAGCAAUGUACUCACUACACUCAGCUCCCUCACCAUCUGAAAAAGCUCGAUGCCAUUACAUGACACCUUCUCAGGAACAUUUGGCCGUUGCACCUCCUUUGAAACAUAUUGGAGAAUCAAUGUGCCGAGAAGAUCCGUAUUAUGAACCUAGUGCAGACAAACUGAAUCCCUUUGCAUCCUUGAGUCAGUUCAAGGGAGUCAAAAAAAUCCUUGCAGGAACCAACUCCUCAGACCUGUUUUCGUCGUGUUGUGAGCUGCCAUCGCCAUAUGUGGGGGAUGAACCAUGUAGUUCAAGUAAACGGGAUGAAUCAUUGAGAAAUUCUAGUAGACUUUUUUGUUCAUCAAGUAAAGAAUUAAAUGUAGGAAAUAUGAAGUCAGAAACUUUACCAAAUUCAAAUCAAAAUAGUGUAAAUAGUUUGAAUGAUGUUUGGAUCCGGCGGAGUCCCAGUUCAAGAAGCAGUAUAGAUCUAAGUAAAUCUGAAGGAGUAGAAGAUUCAAUUGUCGUUGAACCUGUAGUCAAACCCUCAGAACUCUGUCUGAAAAAUCAAAGUAAAUGUUCCAGUAUUAGCCCCGUGAGUUGUGGAAAAUUGAGCGAAUCAAAUAAUUCUCCGCCUAGUUGUAGUACACCAAAGAAUUUAACCGAUGUUCCUAAAUCAACUUUAACGUUUGAAUAUGUUUCUAAGUUUGUUAAAAUUAAUUCACGUAAAUCCUACUUGAACUCAAAUCCGAAAGCAGUGUCAUUACCAUGUUCUCCGACAUUUCUCAGGAAGCAGCCAUGCGUUAGUGAAUCAAGUGAUGACUGCUUCAAAUGUAUUUCCCCCAUAGGCAAAAAUAAAUCAAUGAGUGAUGAUGGCUCAGACUGUACAUCAGGAUCAGAGCUGGCUGACUCGAAAUCUACUUGCACUGUCUACUCUAAUUUAUUACCACUCUUCAAGUCACGCACAACUAACCUAUCCUCCGAAGCAACCAUCUUGGAUUGUGCUCCGUUAAGAAGCUGUUCCUCCAGUUCGAAUGUUUCUUCCUUAGCUGCCAACUGCUCCAAUACCUCAGGCUUAAACUUGUUGUGCCCUACCUCCAGCACUACCGUUCCUGGAUUACUCAGGAGAAGGGGUUCUUGUGAAUCAGGAUUUUUUAGCAGUGUUGGAGAGGAUUUUUGUGUGCCAGGAAUGGAUACGUUAAGUGCAAGACUUCACACAGCUUCCUCUGUCACUCUUUCCUCAUCCUCAGCUGCAAGUUCGCUUUUCUUAGACUCAACUGGAGAUGACAUCGCAACACCUCUACUCCUUUCUGCCAAGCACUUGCAUCACUUCCCUCCCCCACGUUCUUCCUCCAUUUACACUGAUAGCUCGGAAGAUGUUUCUUCCCUGGCCAGCGGAGACCCUCCUAUUUGGGAUGAAAAGAAACCACAACAGAUAAGCAAAAUUGUGGAGUAUUUUGAGCGGAAACAGAGUGUCAAUAGUGGAUAUCAUUCUUCCAAUGGAUUAAGUCAAAGGUGGGACCUAAAUGAGCCAAGCAACCGGUAUCAACUGCACCAGCAGUUGAGGAGGAGCUAUCUUCAGGAGUCAACUCUCAUCAAACCUUCAGAAUUAAGGAAACAUUUUUCUCUUACUGGCGCCAACUCUUCAACAUCCACCAACUUACAUUUUUUAGAUAAACCGAAAAGAUCCACGCAUCAAAGAUUAACUGUUUGUGAAGGUGCUGUGCGAUCAAAACUUCAGUUAUUUGACAAGAAAAACUGAGGAACUCAAAGCUUCUCUCCCUCCACAUCAAUUUCCUUAAACCAAGAAGGUGCAUCUAAAGCAAACUAACCGUCUCCCUGUACAUGCAUCUAUAUCAAAUAAAUAUUAUAUGAUGGUGCUCUUAGGUCAAUUUUCUGAUUAUUAAUAUGUAAAAGAAUUCAGAACGCUUGAAACUUGCCAUGAGUCCUUAUUUUGAAAUAUAUGUCAGUAUUCUCAAGACUGAUGGUCACUGCAAAUGUAUUUCUCCCGUAACUACUCAUAAAGUAAUUACAACAGACAGAAAGACAUCUGAAGGAGCAUCGUAAAAAAAGAAAAAUCAGGAAAACAGUCGCAAUUAAAUUGUAAUUAUUUCUUUUUACUAACUAACAGGUUGUUUAAUUUUUUGUAACCAAGAAGCUCUGAAUAGAAAUUUGCUCAAAAGUUAAAAGUUGAAAUUUAGAAUCAUCUUGGCAGCCUCCUUGCUUCAUUUCAGUAUUUGAUAAUUUUUUUCUGUCCUACCUCUCAUUCAUGUCAAUUUCCACUCUUACGUAUUUACAUAUUCCUAAGGAGCAAAUCAUAUUAGCAUUUGCUCUUUUUUCCUAUUUUUUAUCAAAUUUUUUCCCUGAGAUUUUCCUCUCCUUCUGUUUCUUCCGGGAAGAGAAAGUAUGUAAUUAGUAUGAAUUGGCUCCAAGUGUCAUGAAAGGUGCUAUAACGUCGUAUGGAAUUAGCUCAUAAGAAGUGAAUUUUAUCUUUCUCGUAAACUGUUUUCUGAUCUUCCUUAAUAGUUUCGUAACCUCAUCAAACUAAGUAUUAAAUCUUACAAAAGGUUUGCUUCCUUUAAAUUUCAGCCACUCAUCCCAUCAUUUUUAAGCCUUGUGCGUCGUUCUUUGCCGAGUAAUUGCCAGUUAUGUUAUACAUUAUUAAAAAAAAAUUUCAAAAUGUAUCAUCGGUUUUUUGAUGAUCAUUGAAAACUUUAAGGUUUCAGAAAGUAGAAUUACAUAGUGUCUAUUUUUACAGAGUUGUCAUUUGUAUUCAAUUUCAAGUAAAUAAACCAAUUCAUUUCUUUUGGAGGAUGAAUACAAUUUAACCCCCUCACCUAGGUAUAAAUGUGUGGAUCUGUUCACAAAUUUUACAAAAGGCAAUUUCUUAGAAAUCAGAAAUUUGCUGGAUUCGUGGAAACAUUCAAAAACAGAUGUAUGGAAGGAACUUAAUAGCUCUCCAAAGAAAACAUCAAUCAAAUCUGUGGAAGCUACCAAACAUUACUCACUACAACCAUUCCAUCAUCAUUAUAUACAGGGAUUAUCUGCUUUUCCAACUACUUUUCUAAAAUGAUGAUGCUCAAGUAACUGACAGCUCUGUAAAAGUAGAAUUAGUGCCUAACUAUUAACAUUUGAUGCCUCCUACGGUGUACUCUACCCUAAUGUAAAUUAUGAUAUCUUAAAAUCUAACCAGCUGCCAUUAGUUAAUUUGAUUGUAAUACUUUUUUCAAUCUUAAAUUUGAAGACGUUGUCCUACAUAAAUCUUGAAUUGUUCUGAAGGGACCCAAUCUUUGUGUCUAAUUCGAAAAAAAUUAUAGUAAUAAGAAUUGUCUCUUAAUAAUUGGCAAAUACUUCAAAAAAUGCUCAAGUAUAUUAAGUGUUUUAUUCAAAGUCUCUUCCUAAUGUUUUACUUUUUUAUGUACUUCCUAAUUUGAGUUAUCAAUCAUUAAUUUAUUUAUUUUUUGUAAUAUUUUAAUCUCUUGUCAUCAUCACUUCAACAUCUUCUUGAUUUUUCAAUUUCUAGUUUAAAUUAAUAUAUUUUGUUUGUGUAAAAGUAAAGUUUAUAUUAUCUUAAUUAA